Oncorhynchus gorbuscha (pink salmon) is the source of this 1667-nucleotide messenger RNA. RefSeq names its product PRA1 family protein 3-like. Gene Ontology annotation, biological process: negative regulation of transport. The record is from RefSeq and is a predicted model, not a curated record. The transcript has 3 exons. Gene Ontology annotation, cellular component: membrane. NCBI's taxonomy places the organism in Eukaryota, Metazoa, Chordata, Actinopteri, Salmoniformes, Salmonidae. The coding region runs from base 173 to 748 and encodes 191 amino acids.
UUUAUAUACAUCAUUGGUUGACUGGUUGGUUUGAAAGCUAUCGCGAGAAAUGGAAGGGGUAUUUUUUUAAUGAUAUUUGAGCGUAAUCUUCCUUUUGUUGUAGCCAGUCAUACGUUCUGUAGCCUACAACAAACAUAUUAAUUAUAUUUCAUAGUCUUCAUACAGUAGCAAAAUGGCUAAGGUAGAACUCACACCGCUGAGACCCUGGGACGAUUUCUUCCCAGGUUCUGACCGAUUUGCUAAACCAGACGUGAGAGAUCUACCUAAAUGGAACAACAGGGUUGUCAACAACUUGCUUUACUAUCAGACGAACUAUUUGGCGAUGGCUGUCAUGGUUUUCCUUAUUGUGGGGUUCCUGAACCCUAUGGAGAUGUUCAUGGGCAUGGCGGUGGUGUCAUUGGUCUUCCUGGGCUCAGUGUGGGCUGGAGAGAAUAAGGCCAUGAUCAAGGACUUUAAGCGGCAGAACCCCACAUUGUUUGUCAUGGCAGUGAUGCUUGCCAGCUACUUCCUCAUGUCUCUCUUUGAUGGCGUCAUGGUCUUCAUAUUUGGGAUCACGUUUCCUCUUCUCUUGAUCUUUGCACAUGCCUCAUUUCGCCUUCGCAACAUGAAGAAUAAACUGGAGAAUACAAUGGAGGGGGCGGGGCUAAAGAAGUCACCAAUAGGUAUUCUACUGGAUGCACUGGGCCAGCAGGAAGAGAGUCUGCAUAAGAUCCAAGAAUUCUUGGAAGGAAAACUAAAGGAAGGAUGAGAACUCCACACAGACGCCACAGUCCCUGUGUUGUCGUAAGUCCCCUAUCAGCCUCCCUGGCCUCUGACCGGAUGGGAAAGGAUUUUUUGCACACCUCCUUUUAACUUGCAGUCUCAUUGCAUGCAGUCAAUGUUGAAUGGGAAUGAUUGUAAUACAUCUCAGCUUGUUUGAAGACUUCAGCUAGAAACCAUAUUGCCUAUUGCACAUGCAAGUGUAUGUGUGUUUAGACUAGAGAGCAUGUGUUGAAAACACAAGCGUUAGUUUAACCUCAGGGUAUUUGUUACUCCACCCAAAACUUGUCAGAGCACUUUGUUUUUUAAAAGUAGUGAUGUCUGCAUCUCAAUAGUUCACAUGUGAGUCUUCCCCGAUGAAUGGAUUCGUGUGUGUAGUUGGGCAAGUGUUUCCAAAUCCUGUAUGCAAUAUUUAUACAACUUAUUUAUAUUUUGUGACCUUUGUAAAUAUAAGGAGUGAAAAUAUUGUGGCGGUAAAAGCAAAACUGUGACCGGACUGAUUGAGGUCACUUGGUUUGAAAAAUAAACAGAAUUAACUAGGUGUAGUGUUCCAUAGAUGAAUUCACAAUUUAUCUCGCAAAUUAAGCAGUAGGGACUUGCCUUUUUAAAGUGCUGUGCAUUCUCCCUUUUAUUGAUGCAAACAUUGCAAUGUGAAAAUGCUGAUUUGUGGAGAGUAGACCUUUACUUUGCUACUAAGCUGUACUACCUUUCUUAUUGCUCUCUUUCCUCAGAAGAACUGGAGGUAUUUAAUCUAUGUUUAAUUAUUUUCAAUUAAGAGAAACAACUGACCGGCUUGGCUACGAAGGAGAAAUUGUGAAAUCACUAAAUUAUUAGUUGUGAAUUUUUGUUUUCAACAAGUGUUAAAUAAAUACGGUACCAGUCAUGUUUGGACACACCUACUCAUUCAA